AUAUAACCUCCAUGUUCACAGGGUUUACUGUUGAUCAUUUUCAAAUGAUAUUUUGAAGGGUCAAAUUAGAGUUUUCUUUUAAACUCUAUAUAUUUUUAUAAAAAUUUAUUCGAAAUAGAAUAUAAUCAUCCAAAGUAUAGAUCUUUUUUUUUUUUAUGUUUAUUGGACAACAGUGAUAUAUUUUUACAUUAUAGGUUAUGCUAGUUUGAAAAUGCAAUAUACUCUUGAUGGUAAAAUAAAUGCUUUGAAACAGAUAUCUCAGCGAAAGCUUCUCAAUAUCCUUGAUAAAAUCCCAGGCCGGAAAGAUUUUAUUGUUGAUGUUAAUCUCAUAAAGCCUUUAGAACACAUCAUAGGAGUUGCCAAGUUGAGAUCAAGUGGUGUUGAUAAGAUUUACAAACUUGAAAAAACUCCUAUUCCAUGUACGAAUACUCAGAGGGUUUUCUUUAUUCAAGGAGAUCUGAUAACAGUUAAGCAUGUUUGCGAUAAGAUAAAUAGUGAACUCACACAGCAAAAUGAUGGAAAUUCUUAUCACUUAAUAAUAGUAUUCCGAAAGUUAGGAUGUGCUAUGAAAUUGUUGGAAGAAGAAGGAGUAUAUGGAUGUGUGCAAGUGUAUAAUUUCUUAUGGGAGUUGAUAAGUUUAGAAAACAGAGUUUUAUCUCUAGAAUUUCAUAACUUUUAUAAAUAUCUUUUUGUGAAUGGUGAUCAAAGUUAUUUGCCUUGUGUUGCAAAAUCAAUAUGGACUCUACAAAUGAUUUUUGGCAAACCUUCUACAACUUUGAUACAGGGUAAAUAUUCCCACCUGGUUGAUAAAAUGCUUGAUGUUUAUUGUGAGGAAUUAGGACGACCUAAUUCAGCUGAAUCAGAUAUAUCAUGUUUUGUCAUAGUCGACAGAGAUAUUGAUUAUGCCAGCACUUUGUUGACUGGUGGAACUUAUUCAAGUUUAUUAGAUGAAGUUUUCGGGAUUAGAAGUGGCUAUGUGGAAGUUAAACAACCAGAUAAGAAUGAAAAACCUUCAAGCAGUGGUCAUUAUUUGAAUAAUGCAGAUGAAAUAUACUCGCAAAUUAAAAAUAGACAUUUUUCUGAUGUUUUUCCAUUUUUGAGUGCUCAAACUAAAGAACUAAGUGCUGAGUAUCAGAAAAGUCAAAAGAUGAAUAUCCAAGAAAUGAAGCGUUAUGUAUCAGAAGAAUUGUCUCUGGUGGCCAAGAAGAAAAUGAUGUUGGCAUAUCAUAUUAUUGCUUGUGAAGCUAUUAUUAGUGAUAUGGGUCAGAGAUUUGAAAGUUUACAGACAUGCGAGAGAAACAUGGUGGUUGGUAGGAAUCAUAGAGAUUGUGUUAAUUAUAUUGAAGAGUGCUUGGCAAUGAAUACAUGUAGUCAAUAUUCUAUUUUGAGACUAAUGUCGCUUCUUUCUAUAACUCAAGAUGGUAUUCCUUCUGAUGAAUAUCAGCGAUUACGAAUGCAGUUUCUUCAUGUGCAUGGCUAUCAGAAUCUGCCUGGUUUUUUUUAUCUGGAAAAAUCAGGCUUAUGUAUUGAACAACCAGGUAUUAUUCCUGAAGUUCGGGGAGCCCAAAUUGCUAACAAAGUUGUCCAAGCAGUUUCACUUCCUGCUAGGAGAAGUACGUUUAGCUCGUUUUCUCAAAAAUUAAAACUAUUCCCUGAUAUCAUGGAAAGUUAUGAUCUGAAAAAUGCCAAAGAUUUAGGUUUUGUAUUUGGUGGCACAUACAUUCCUGUAGUAUGUCAACUUAUUCAUAUUUUAUAUAAACAGGAAAUGUCACACGAAGACCUAAUGAAAAUGGUUCCUCAUUUGAGUAUCAAGUAUAAUAGAAAUGUUAAUACAGCCAAAUACUUAAGGACUUUUGUUGUUUAUUUCAUUGGCGGUGUCACUUAUGCUGAAAUAUGCGCUUUUCAGUUACUUGAAAAAUUAACUGGUGCUAAAAUCGUUGUUGCAUCUACUUCCAUUACCAAUGGUAAUCAUUUGAUGAAGUCCUACUUUAACUGAACAAGACCAAUGCUUACUUGAUUUGCCUUUUAACAUAUAUAAAACAAGGGAAUCAUAUAUUUUAAAAUGUACAUAAUGAUAUAUUUUAUGUAAAAAUAUAUAUUUUUAUUAAAGUUUAAAUGCUAAAUUUUAUGAACAUUAGAUGUUGUAAUGAGAUAAGUUGCUAUUAUAUUUUUUAUUCAAAUUUACAAAUGUGUAAGAAGUAAUACAGAUAAUAGUAGAUCUGCUGUAAUAAUAUAAAACAUGGUAGCUUUUGGAGCAACUACACAUUGGUACCAUUUCAAUGUUUAUUUUAAUUCAGGAGAUCCCUUGACCAUCAUCUUUUCAAAUGCCUUGGAGUGUUGCUUGGAAUAGUUCAGGAUGAAAGUUUAAGAAUUAGAGGAUUUGGGUGGGCUAGAAGUUAGCAAUUAAAGAAUUAUAUCUAUUUCGAAGCAAAUCUGCUACAAAAGAAAUAUUGAAGGCUAAAGGAUAAUUUUAUUUGAGACAAAAUAAGGAGCAUUAUGAAUUUUGUACUGUAAUGAUUGGAUAUAGGAGGAAUUCAAUGGUUUCUUGGAUCUCCAAGACUCAGUUAUUUAUUUCCAAAUGGGUGUUAUAACUAUAGUGCGUAUGAUCUUCUUUUAGUAUAUUGAAAUUAUAGUGUUUGUUAAGAAAUAAACAAAAUAACUCUAACUUGAAGGGAUAAAUAACCUUAAUUGAAAAAAAAAUGGUGCUUUCUCCAUUUUAUUAACUCCAGUUAUUACUCUUUUUAAUCUAAUUUUAAAAAGUCUGAUUUAAACUUAAGUUAAAUAUUCCGGA
Molecule: messenger RNA, 2791 nt
Organism: Nezara viridula (southern green stink bug)
Lineage: Eukaryota; Metazoa; Arthropoda; Insecta; Hemiptera; Pentatomidae
Source: the annotation of a GenBank genome assembly